Molecule: messenger RNA, 847 nt
Organism: Periconia digitata
Lineage: Eukaryota; Fungi; Ascomycota; Dothideomycetes; Pleosporales; Periconiaceae
Source: the annotation of a GenBank genome assembly
ACAGUCUACGGACAAAGUCCCGUCAUGAUCAGGAGUGGUGGUUUGUUGAUUGAUAGCACAUCUACAGUGCCCUCGCUAUCCUUUGUACGGUACAGUACGUUGAUGAGUUUUUGGACACUGAGCCAUCCGCCGAGUAACGCAUUCUGCUGCUUGCUUCCUUUUCAUUAGCACCGGUGGUUGCUUAGUUGCAGAUCCCGGUUGGCAAUUAGAGCAAAAUCUCCGAAUUUGAGGCCCCUGUCAUAUCAGCCCCUCUGCGACGCCGAGACCUGUCAUGACCAUGCAUAGCUUUUAGCUCAGCAUCACUCUCCUCCAACUGAUGCUUCUGCUUAUCGUCCGUGUGGUGCUAUACGCAAUCCUAUACAUGCACAUGUGUCUGAGUAUACUACUGGCACUCUGUGGUGCGAAGCGUGGCUGGCAUCGAGAAUAGUCUUGGGGAUUCGCCAACGCACCCAACGCCCUGGGCUUGUUGACAAAGUUGCAUCUUUACAGUCCUGCAGCAUUCGACAUAUGCAAUCGCACAUUGCUGUCGGAUGACGAGACGCACAUCUUCCCUGGGGGCCCGGUCCAAUAGAUUCAACACACAACUGCUCGCAAACUGCGGGCGAAGAGGGGCAAGAGCUGAUACGCAUAUGCUGCCUCUAACGGUGGGCAUCUUUAACCCGGUCGCUAUCACGCAUCGUACAGAUUCUACAAAUAUAAUCGCUUCGGUUGACGUGUUGAUCGCCCCAAAAUUUGUUGGGCGGGAGUUGGUCAAAGAGGCGACGCCUCUCAGCUCAUGAUCCGAACAAAAUACACUCACUGACCGACAUCUAUGGCGUCGCAGCAGCCUUGCAACUAGGGGACAUGG